CAAGAAAUGGAGACAGCUUCUUCUAAAGUAAUCGCGAGGCAUUCGCGAACAACGACAAAGCAACCGUGUAUCACAUACACACGUACCAAUCGGACAAUGAAAUUCGUGUACCUAUGAUAUUCCUCGUUUCGAAAAACAAAAUAGGCACGCGGAACAGCGGUCGCGAGUAGCUCGUGGAAGAGGAGCGCGUCGUUUGAAAUUGGCUGCUUUCUUUGUUUCGUACAACCGUGUUUUGUUGAUUCGAGAACCAUCAAGUCGCCUUUCGCGAAAACGAGCGAUCAGACGCGUUCAAUUUUCCGCGACAGAUAUUUAGCCAGAAAUAGGAUCGUACUGUCUGGAAAUAUAAGAACCAUCGACUAGUUUAAGGAAGCUAAGUAAAUCCAAUUCGAAGCAGAGAUCGUUGGUAUUUGCGCAAUGCUGCAGGGUUGGUCGUUGAUGGCUUUGCUGGGCGCCGUGAUGGUGCUGGCGUUGCCUUGCUUAGGGUACACCGCGAAACGCUCAGAGAACCUCAGCUCUGCGUGGAACGUAGCCCUGUCUCUGGAACCGGAGCAGAAGAUUACUGUCGAUCAGGCCUCGAGCGAGAAGACGUCAGGUAUCGACAAGGUCCUGCAAACCUCGGAUACACCGACAACAACAAAGACAGCAGAGCAGAUGGGUCCUGAGAACGCGACGCGCGAAAGGAGGUCAGCCUUCAUCUUGGAAAACGUCGAAAUCGAGGAGCAUCCCGUGCAGAUCGUCAAAGAUCCUGGAACCAGUCCUGUGGACGAGAACGUGAUCAACGAUAGCGUCCCUUCCAGUCCACAGAACGUCGUUCUUCUUUUGAUCGCAGAUUCAGGACAGAAUCGAGAGAACGUUUGGAAGGACUUGAAGGCUUUGCACUCGUUCCCCGUCGAAGGAUUCGUCGUGAGCUGCUAUAAUACUGACAUAGACGCGACGCGGUUCUCCUUGGACGACGCAUUGGUUUCUGGAAACAAGGACAAGAAAUGCGAUUGCGAGCACUUCCUACGCUCGAAUAUCGCCUCGUUGCUGUUCUGGGCCCGCGACGUCAAAGGAAUGACAAUAGGCACGUUGUCCAACUCGAAUUUCACGAUCCCGUCGAUGUUCGGCUACGAGGAGUCGGUGGACAUCUCGAAAGAACUCGACGAGACCGACGAGAACAACGCCAAGUCGAAAAUUCACAAAGUUAAACCGGAAAGUCGAAGUGACUGGCAUGUGAUCGAUAUAGGGAAGCCGAGCAAUCGCGUCUCUUCGCUGGCGUAUAAGCGAAACAAACGAGAGGACGGAUUGGGCGACCCUGCAUCGAACGUCUUCGACAUGUUCUCCAGAAUAAGAAUCGCCCUGUUCCGUUCUCUGCUCGAAUCCUUCCGUGGUGGUGUCGGUGCUCCGGAUGACUUCGUUAAUCCCCCUCGCAAAUCGCAUCCCGUGCCAACCAAUUUGGUUGACGUAGUUACCGAACUCAAAUCGCUUCCAAAUGAGAAGGGCUUCAUUUUGGUCGCCACGGUGUCGCCAAGCGAACUGUAUUUAGCUUGGGAGUUCCUGCAACGCGAGCUGUCGCAAGACACGCUUUUGGUGAUAGCUGGCGUUUGCAAGCACGAUGCAAAGGCAAUACCGUUCGUCGCCCAAGGACCAGCCUCGAGGAUGUUGCACGAGGCCACGACGAUUUGGGAUCUUCCUACGAUCAUCAGGAACACUAUUCCAAAUAGCUGCCAGGACCUGAGAUGCAAGAUUCGUCGCCACGAAGACGUUCAGCUUCCUAUCGCCCAGCUGAAGAUCAUCCCUCAGGACGAAUUCUUCAGAAGGGUGUCGCGAAACGCAGCAGAACCAGAAAAAGUGGAGCAGACGAAUGACGACAAAACGAACUCAUCAAAUGCUAAGGUGGAGGAGCCUAAGAAACCUGAGGAUUCGAAUGCCAAGUUGGAAACGAAGCAAGAUCAAAAGAGGGACGAAUCGCCAAAAGAGAAAAACUCGUCAGACCUGAAGAAAGCAAACAAAUUCACAGCGAUUUUUAGCACAGCCGCAUCGAUCGUUGUCACGUUUGCCCUUGCUGGCUAAAAAGGCUAUUACCGAUGAUUUUCACCAUCAAAAUUUAAUUUUGUAAUUUAAUCUAUUCAUUUCGUAAAUUUAUACCGCAAUUUUUCGAAAAAUAAUAAAUAUCUAAU
This is a messenger RNA of Hylaeus anthracinus, 2159 nucleotides long. RefSeq lists its product as uncharacterized. Bases 415 to 2052 code for a protein of 545 amino acids. The record is from RefSeq and is a predicted model, not a curated record. The transcript has 9 exons. NCBI's taxonomy places the organism in Eukaryota, Metazoa, Arthropoda, Insecta, Hymenoptera, Colletidae.